UCGUAGCACGUUCAUUCCUCCCUUCCUUCCUUGCUAGCAACCCGACCCAACAAGCUAUCGAGAAAGACUAUUUAACGUUAUAAUCUGAAUAUUAUGAAUUGAUUGACUGAUUAGUGUACUUAAUUUCAGUUUCCCCUAUCCCAAAAAGAAACAAACUUGUCAAAAUGAACAUAAGAAACGCAAGGCCGGAAGACCUUAUGAAUAUGCAGCAUUGCAACUUGCUGUGUCUUCCAGAGAACUAUCAGAUGAAAUAUUAUUUCUAUCACGGACUGUCCUGGCCCCAGCUUUCAUACAUUGCAGAAGAUGAAAAUGGAAAAAUAGUGGGAUAUGUGCUAGCAAAGAUGGAGGAGGAUCCAGAUGAUGUACCCCAUGGACACAUCACAUCCCUGGCAGUGAAACGCUCCCACAGACGACUGGGUUUGGCUCAGAAGCUGAUGGACCAGGCCAGUCGGGCCAUGAUAGAAAAUUUCAAUGCAAAAUAUGUCUCGCUUCAUGUUCGCAAAAGCAACCGGGCAGCUCUGCACCUGUAUUCAAACACACUCAAAUUUCAGAUCAGCGAAGUAGAGCCUAAAUACUAUGCAGACGGGGAAGAUGCGUAUGCCAUGAAAAGAGACCUGGCGCACAUGGCUGACGAGGUCCCACAGCUGAGAAAGCCUGGGGUGCGUGUUUCGGGUCAGGAGGCGCCGUCUGGACAAAGUCCAUCAGGGUCUGGAGACCAGGAGAGAGAGAGUGAGAGAGACAGCGGAGGAGAGAGCAAAGAGCUGAGUGAAGUCAGCGAGGCAACAGAAAGCACAGAUGUGAAAGAUUCUUCAUCUGAUUCACAAUGACGCUGCAGGCCUAGAUAUUUUUUAAUUCAACCUUCAUUUCCUCUUUUUAUCAGCCAUUGGCAGAAUCUUGGGCUUUCCAAAGCGUUUGUCUAUUACAUCUGUUUCCAUAUUUCCAUCACUGGUUUUCUUAAGUCUUUCUCUCUAUUUGCAGUGAUGAAUAAAGAGUACCCCAUAAUGACAUGAAUUGGAUUGUUAUCUUCAGAAAACUCAACAUUUUUAUUGGCUUAAUGUUGGUUGUGGCCAAAAAUUCAGUCACAUUUAAAAGAUUGAUAAUGAACUGUGAUUUUCAUUUGUCUUAAUUAGGUCUCUUAUUUAACACAUUACCGCAAAUAAAUCUUUGAAAUAAAA
Molecule: messenger RNA, 1175 nt
Organism: Sphaeramia orbicularis (orbiculate cardinalfish)
Lineage: Eukaryota; Metazoa; Chordata; Actinopteri; Kurtiformes; Apogonidae
Gene: naa10
Product: N-alpha-acetyltransferase 10, NatA catalytic subuni
Exons: 8
Coding region: 165-827 (220 amino acids)
Biological process (GO): N-terminal protein amino acid acetylation
Cellular component (GO): NatA complex
Molecular function (GO): protein-N-terminal-glutamate acetyltransferase activity; protein N-terminal-serine acetyltransferase activity
Source: RefSeq, a predicted model, not a curated record